UAUAUAUCUCUAAAGAUGUAUGAGAUAUGGAGCUAUGUAUUGGCGGCGGCGGCGGUGAUAGCGGCGGCGGCGGCGUGGUGGGGAUGGAGAAUUGUUUGGUUGAAGCCGAAGAGGAUGGAGAAGCAUCUGAAAUGCCAAGGCUACGUGGGAAAUCCAUAUAAGGUUCUGUUUGGAGAUCUUAAAGACUUCUCAGCCCUAAAUAAACAUGCCCGUUCUACCCCUAUCUCUUUUUCAGACGACAUCCUUCCACGCGCCGCUCCCUUUCUUCACAAAUCCAUCAACACCUUUGGAAAGAAAUCAAUAAUGUGGUUUGGACACAUGCCAAGAGUGCACCUUACAGAUACAGAGCUUGUGAAGGAAGUGUUAUCAAAGAAUUUCAAAUAUGUUAAGACCAAAAUAAAUCCUCUAGUUAAACUCUUACUUACAGGACUUCUUAGAUAUGAUCUUGAUCAAUGGGCUAAACAUAGAAAAAUCAUCAAUCCUGCUUUUCAUAUGGACAAGUUAAAGCUUAUGCUUCCAGCAUUCCAUGUUAGUUGCCUUGAGAUGAUAAACGAAUUGCAAAAGGCAACAACAAAUGAAUCGACAAAAGAAGUCGAUGUUUGGCCAUAUUUACAAACUCUAACAGCGGAUGUCAUUUCUCGAACUGCUUUUGGUAGUUCUUAUGAAGAAGGAAGGAAGAUAUUUCAGCUUCUUAAAAUACAAGCUGAGCUCGUUACUAAAGCUGUAAGCACACUAUACAUCCCAGGAUGGAGGUUUAUACCCACGAAGAGAAACAUGAGAAUGAAGAAGAUAGCAAAACAAAUAGACAAUUUACUUAUAAAUCUGAUCAAUAAGAGAGUAAAUGCAUUGAAAGCUGGUGAAUCUAACAAUGAAGACUUGCUAAAUAUAUUGCUAGAAUCGAACUUCAGGGAGGAUAAAUGUGGAAAGAUGAUGGGGAUGACUAUUAAAGAAGUGGUGGACGAAUGCAAAGUUUUCUACUUUGCUGGUCAAGAGACUACCGCGGCUUUACUUGUUUGGACAAUGGUUCUAUUGGCUCACCAUCAAGAAUGGCAACACCGAGCCAGAGAAGAAGUCUUUCAAGUAUUUGGAAAAGAUAACAAACCUAAUUUUGAUGGGCUUAAUCGCCUUAAGAUUGUGACAAUGAUACUAAACGAGGUUCUAAGGCUGUACCCGCCUGUAGUGCAAUUCAGUAGAACUAUUAAUGAAGACAUGAAACUAGGAGAAUCACUUCAUUUGCAAGCUGGGACAUUAAUAGCUUUGCCCAUAAUAUUACUUCACCAUGACAAAGAGGUUUGGGGAGAUGAUGCCAAAGAAUUCAAGCCAGAGAGAUUUGCGGAAGGGAUAUCCAAGGCGACAAAAGGUCAGUUCUCCUACUUACCAUUUAGUUGGGGACCGAGAGUUUGCAUUGGGCAAAACUUUGCUUUGUUAGAAGCGAAAAUGGCUGUGGCAAUGAUCCUACAACACUUCUCAUUUGAACUUUCUCCUUUGUAUACUCAUGCCCCAUGGCCUACCAUCAUCCUUCAACCUCAGUUUGGUGCUCCUUUAAUUAUGCAUCAAAUAUAGACACCAACAUGCAUAAUGUCCUCCUUAUUAAUACUUUUUUAUCUUUCUUGGAAUGUUGAUAUACAGGGAUAAU
Messenger RNA from Impatiens glandulifera, 1636 nucleotides. Its product is annotated as cytochrome P450 CYP72A219-like. The coding region runs from base 16 to 1563 and encodes 515 amino acids. The record is from RefSeq and is a predicted model, not a curated record. Gene Ontology annotation, molecular function: monooxygenase activity; oxidoreductase activity, acting on paired donors, with incorporation or reduction of molecular oxygen; heme binding. NCBI's taxonomy places the organism in Eukaryota, Viridiplantae, Streptophyta, Magnoliopsida, Ericales, Balsaminaceae. The transcript is spliced from 4 exons.